This is a messenger RNA of Mytilus californianus (California mussel), 2338 nucleotides long. Its product is annotated as histidine--tRNA ligase, cytoplasmic-like. Gene Ontology annotation, cellular component: mitochondrion; cytoplasm. NCBI's taxonomy places the organism in Eukaryota, Metazoa, Mollusca, Bivalvia, Mytilida, Mytilidae. The transcript is spliced from 14 exons. Gene Ontology annotation, biological process: histidyl-tRNA aminoacylation; mitochondrial translation. Gene Ontology annotation, molecular function: ATP binding; histidine-tRNA ligase activity. The record is from RefSeq and is a predicted model, not a curated record. Bases 166 to 1719 code for a protein of 517 amino acids.
CGAUUGCGUUCAUUAUACAUCAUAGUUGCAUCAGCGGCAUGGACGGUGACACUUCCCGAGAAAAAUUGCAAGAACAGAUUCGUUUACAAGGAGAAAGAGUUCGAAAGUUAAAAAUAGAGAAAGCUGAAGCACAACAGAUUUGCUGAGAAGCAGUCACUACAAGACAUGUUUCCUAUUUGUAAAUUCCACCUAAAAGUAUUGCAGAAUUGGUCCAACAAAUGCUCACUUCGCCAUCUCUGCCAGGUGAAAGAUGAAGUAGCCAAGUUAUUGGAGUUAAAGGCACAGUUGGGUGAUGAUCCUGGAAAGGGAAAAUUUGUGUUAAAAUGUCCAAAGGGAACAAAAGAUUACAACCCGGAACAGAUGUCCAUAAGGGAGGGGGCAUUUAAAACAAUUAUUGGUUGUUUCAAGCGUCACGGAGCAGAAACUAUAGACACACCUGUAUUUGAACUAAGAGAAACACUGAAAGGAAAAUAUGGAGAAGAUUCAAAGUUGAUAUAUGAUUUACAGGAUCAGGGUGGUGAAUUAUUAUCUCUAAGAUAUGAUCUAACAGUACCAUUUGCAAGAUAUUUAGCCAUGAAUAAAAUAACCAAUAUAAAACGAUAUCACAUAGCCAAAGUUUACAGACGAGAUAAUCCAGCCAUGACUAGAGGAAGAUUUAGGGAAUUCUACCAGUGUGAUUUUGACAUAGCAGGUCAGUAUGAUGCCAUGAUACCUGAUGCAGAGUGUGUAAAACUGGUGGUAGAAAUUUUAACCAAAUUAGAACUGGGAGAAUUUGUUGUAAAGGUUAAUCACAGAAAGUUAUUAGAUGGUAUGUUUGCUGCCUGUGGAGUUCCAGAUGAUAAAUUUAGAACAAUUUGUUCCUCAGUAGAUAAAUUGGAUAAGACAUUUUGGGAUGAUGUGAGAUCUGAAAUGAUAGACGAGAAGAAAUUAGAUCCAGCGGCAGCUGACAGAAUAGGUACCUAUGUCAAAUUAAAAGGUGGACUAGAUUUAAUAGAAGCCUUACUGAAUGAUGAAGACCUCAAAAAACAGAAAGCUGCAGUAGAGGGAUUAGAAGAUCUGAAAUUGUUAUUAAAAUAUUGUGAUUUAUUUGGCAUUUUAGACAAGGUAUCUUUUGAUUUAAGUUUAGCCAGAGGCUUAGAUUAUUAUACAGGUGUUAUUUAUGAAGCUGUAUUACAAGGUUUUGCACACAAACCAUCUGCUGGUUCAGAUGAGGAGAGUGUCAGUGUAGGCAGUGUGGCUGGUGGUGGACGAUACGAUGGUCUGGUUGGUAUGUUUGAUCCCAAAGGAAGGAAGGUACCGUGUGUUGGUGUCAGUAUUGGUAUUGAAAGGGUUUUCUCCAUACUGGAAUCCAGAGCCAAUUCUUCCAAUGUGAAAACCAGAACCACAGAUACAGAAGUUUUUGUUGUAUCAGCUCACAAUGGCCUUCUAGAAGCUAGAAUGAAACUCUGCAAUGAAUUAUGGGAUGCUGAUAUAAAGACUGAACAAUCUUAUAAGAAGAACCCUAAGUCAUUAAGUCAGUUUCAGUAUUGUGAAAGUAGUGGUAUACCUAUAGCUGUUAUUAUAGGUUCUAGUGAAUUAGAGAAGAAUAUCGUAAAGUUAAGGAUUGUGGAAACAAGAGAGGAGAUGGAAGUAUCAAGAGAGAAAAUGGUAGAUGAAAUCAGAUCAACGUUGGCCAGAUUAUCACAACAGAAGACACAAAAUAAUGCCUCUGGUUCAUAACAACUGACAGAACUUUAUUUAUUUAUUGUCCCCCAUUAUGUCAGACAUUAACUGUUAACUUGUGCAUGUUAUAGUGCAAUACUAAAUAACUGCCUACCACAUUGUAUGUACCAGUACAAUGUAUUAAUUUGCUUUAAAUAUUUUAUUACAACAGGCUAUUUAGAAUUUUGUAUAAGACAAUAUUAGUUAGGCCUACCAUAAUUUCCUUGCACAAAAUGGCUUAAAAGCAAAAAUGAAAUGUAAAGCAUCAUAAUGGCAAUUACAGUUGCUUUCUCAAAAUUUUCUCAGACAAUGAAGUGAAGGGGUCUGUCAAUACUGUUGAUAUUAUCUGUUAAAACACUUUAUCUUUUGUGACCAGACUUUUUUAAAUGAAUGGUAUGCUCUUUUGUAUUUCCUAAGGGUUUGGAUAUUUUUAUUUAAUUUUUUCACUUUGACCAGUUGGAUGUUUUCAAGUUUCAGUAAGUUUAAGGUAUAUGGCACUUUAUUGUUACUUUUAAAUUUUCUUUUUUUGCAUACCAUUACUCUAUUUAAUUAUUAAGAAAAGAAUUGUUUCAUCUAUCAUUGUUUAAUGAAAUUAAGUUCAUAAAUUACAAAGUUUGAAUAAAUAAAUAAAAACAAA